Molecule: messenger RNA, 2962 nt
Organism: Tinamus guttatus (white-throated tinamou)
Lineage: Eukaryota; Metazoa; Chordata; Aves; Tinamiformes; Tinamidae
Source: RefSeq, a predicted model, not a curated record
UUAGCACACAGCACACCUGUUGACAUGCCAAGCAGAGGACAAAACGAGGACAGAGACAGCGGCAUUGCUCGCUCAGCAUCUCUGAGCAGUCUUCUGGUCACUCCCUUUCCAUCUCCAAGCUCUUCAUCAUCAUCUUCUAGCAGCUAUCAGCGCCGCUGGCUCCGGAGUCAGACAACCAGUUUAGAGAACGGGAUUAUCCCAAGGUGGUCCACUGAAGAAAUGUUUAGUAUGGCUGAUGAAAGCUGCAGCUCCAAUCCUGCAAUGGUUCGGAGGAAAAAAAUUGCAAUCAGCAUCAUCUGCUCCCUGCCUGAAAAAGAAGAAGCACAGAGACACUUCCAGGAUUUCUUUUUCUCUCACUUCCCUCUUUUUGAAUCCCACAUGAACAAACUGAAGUAUGCAAUAGAAAAGGCCAUGAUCUGCUGUAGAAAAAUAGCGGAAUCCAGCCAAAGAGUGCAGGUUUAUAUCAGCCGUGUCAUGGAUGCCCUGGGAGAAUUUAGAAUCACCAUCUGGAACCUGUAUUCUGUUCCAAGGAUUGCAGAGCCUGUGUGGCUUAAUAUGAUGUCCAACACCUUGGAAAAGAACCAGUUAUGCCAGCGUUUUCUUAAAGAAUUUACAUUUUUGAUAGAACAGAUCAACAAAAACCAGUUCUUUGCUGCUUUGCUAACUGCGGUGCUGACCUAUCACCUGGCUUGGGUCCCUACCGUGAUGCCAGUUGACCAUCCUCCCAUAAAGGCCUUCUCCGAGAAACGCACAUCCCAGUCUGUGAACAUGCUGGCCAAAUCCCACCCCUACAACCCUCUCUGGGCACAGCUGGGUGAUCUUUAUGGUGCCAUAGGCUCUCCAGUCAGGUUGACUCGGACUGUUAUUGUUGGAAAGCGCAAGGAGCUGGUGCAGCGAUUGCUCUAUGUCCUCACUUACUUCAUCCGGUGCUCUGAGCUGCAGGAAAAUCAGCUCACGUGGAGUGGGAAGGUUGGGGAAGGAGAGCAAGUGCUAAACGGAAGCACAAUCACCACUGCCCUGGAGAAGGGAGAGGUGGAAGAAUCCGACUACGUUGUCGUCACUGUUAAAAACGAACCCGCGCUGGUGCCUCCCAUCCUACCUCCAAAGAAUGGUGCAAGUGGGAGCAGCAGAGCUGCCGAGCGGGCGCGGGGUGCGGAGGGCUCUCCCGCUGCACCAGCCUCCUCCAGGGAAAAGCCCGCGGCAGCGGGAAGGACGAGCCAGAGCGCGGAAGCGUCCGGCGAGGGUCUCGCUGGCCUUCUCCACAAAGAAGCCGCUGAUGGUAAGAGAACUGUUGCUGAUACGGGAAUCCUAUCCUGCCACUUUGAGGAGCCGUCAAAAUUAAGGGAUCUGGAUCUAAAAAAGAAUCUAAUGGAAAGCAAAGUGGAAAAGCAGCUGCCCUGUAGGUCAUCUGCCUUACCUUGUCCUGAAAGGUCUGACCACAGGAGUGCACACGUAGAAAAGGUCACCUUUCAGAUCGGAAGCUCUGCAUCACCGGAGUCAGACUUGGAAGCUCGUAGAAGAGAAAUGGAAAAGAAUCUGAAGGCACUCAGAAAAACUCCAGAGGUGAUGCACUGUGCCUGCUCCCCAGGGCCGACUGUGGGGACUGCACAGAAUCAACAGGAAAGCCGUGAAGCUGCUUUUACACCUUGCAGUAAACACAGUAUUUGUUAUGCACAGGUUCCACCUCGUGAGGGGAAGAGUGAACUUAAUGACCAGCGUGUCGAAAGUAAAGAAACUAAAGCUAAUUUAGCAAACACGUCUAGUGAACCACUUUCGGCCGUAGAUAACGUAAUAACUAUAGAAAUGCCAAAUGUGAAGGAAUCUAGAACUUUGAGCUCUGGCAAUCUGGAGAGCUGUUCACCUGACGGUGUACAAGUAGCUGCUGCUGUCAGACAGGAUUCUCCUCAAGUAGGUGCUAAAGAUGUCCCCUAUGGGGAUGCUGGUAGGAAAAUCCCGUUCAGAGCUGAAGGGGACAUUCCAAGGAACGAGAGCUCAGACAGUGCUCUGGGAGCCAGUGAUGAAGAGGGGGAUUGUUGUGUCUCUGAACUCCAUCAGGACAACAUCAGCAAGAGACUGGAAGAGUUUGCAGAAGUGGAACUUCCUUUACCAAGGUCAAACACAAUCAGCAGUCAGUGCAUGAAAAAUUUUGGAAGAUCACUGCUGGGUGGCUACUGUCAUACCUAUAUGCCCGAUCUAGUGCUGCAUGGAAUAAGCAACGAUGAAAAACUCAAACAGUGUCUACUAGCAGACCUGCUGCACUCAAUGCACCACCCGGUGCUCGAUGAGCCCAUCGCAGAAGCUGUCUGCAUCAUUGCAGACACGGAUAAAUGGAACGUGCAGGUAGCCACGAGCCAGAGGAAGGUGGUGGACAACGUGAAGCUGGGCAAGGAUGUCCUGGUGUCUAGUCAAGUAUCCAGCUUAUUGCAAUCCAUUUUACAGCUUCACAAACUCAACCUCCCAGCAGACUUUUGCAUAAUGCAUCUUGAGGAUAGACUGCAGGAGAUGUAUCUCAAAAGCAAAAUGCUUUCAGAAUAUCUGCGAGGACACACAAGAGUGCAUGUCAAAGAACUAGGAAUCGUACUGGGGAUUGAAUCCAAUGACUUGCCUUUGUUGGCUGCUAUAGCAAGUACUCAUUCCCCGUACGUGGCUCAAAUACUCUUAUAAAUCAAAAUCUCAGGAUAGUCGUUCCCUUAAAGUACAGAAUAUGGGAAUCUUGAACGAAGAACAGAGAUGCCAAGCACUGGUAAAGGGGAACAUGUUGUGAGGAGAGCGGGCGAUGACUGCGCGUGCUACCACCUCCUGCUUCGGAUUGCAGCGGGGUGCUUUAUCCGAGGACUUCAGUUUACAUAAUGUAAAAAGCAUUCAGGUUUUUCUAACAACCUCACUUCUGACGUAAAUCAAGAAGGUGACUGCACCCUUGCAUUUUAUUAUUAUUAUUAAUAUUAUUUGAAGGACGGAAGAU